This is a messenger RNA of Dreissena polymorpha, 2061 nucleotides long. RefSeq lists its product as uncharacterized. The coding region runs from base 39 to 1844 and encodes 601 amino acids. Lineage: Eukaryota; Metazoa; Mollusca; Bivalvia; Myida; Dreissenidae. The record is from RefSeq and is a predicted model, not a curated record. The transcript has 2 exons.
GUAUUCUGGACUCUAUUCAAGAAGUUUAUGAUAGGGAAAUGCCAUUAACAAUUACUGAUGUAACUGAUGGAUCAGAAUACAAGAAACUGUGUGAAGAUGGAGGCUUUCUGAGCAAUAGGAACAACAUCAGCUUAACAAUGUUUACAGAUGGCAUACCACUCUUUAAAAGUUCAGGUGUUUCCUUGUGGCCAGUAUAUCUCCUGAUUAAUGAAAUUCCCAGGCAUGAAAGAUUUCGAAAAAAAAAUAUGGUCCUUUGGGGUAUGUGGCAAGGGUUAGGGAAGCCAAACAUGACAUUGUUCUUGAAACCUCUUGUUUCUGAACUCAAUCACCUGUAUUCAAACGGUUUCCAAAUGAAUGUCGGAACAGAAGAGAUAAAUUGCAAGGCUCAGUUGAUAGUUGGAACAAUGGACUUGCAAGCUAGAGCUGCAGUUUUGCAUAUGACACAGCACAAUGGCGAAUAUGCUUGUGUCUAUUGCAUGCAUCCAGGAAAAGUUGUCAAAAGCGGCAAAGGUCAUUGUCGUUCUUUCCCUUACACAAAAGAGCCUCUGUUGUACAGAACAGCUGAAAGAAUUCAAGCAGAUGGCAAAAAAGCACAAAAAGACAGGAAAAAAGUAAAUGGUUUCACUGGUGAAAGUGUCCUGAACUACCUUCCAAACUUCUCUCUAGAUAACAACAUUGUUAUUGACUACAUGCAUGGCUCACUUCUAGGGAUAUCAAAAAAGUUUCUUUCUCUCUGGUUUGAUACCAAGAAUGUGGAUAAACCAUACUACAUUGGUGGUAAAAUUAAGGAAGUUGACAAGAUGAUGAAGAUGGUGACACCUCCCUAUGUUAUAAAGAGACUACCGAGAAAGCUGUCUAACACACUGCAACACUGGAAAGCAUCUGAACUCCGUUCCUGGUUGCUUUUCUACUCCCUUCCAGUCCUGAAUGGGAUACUUCCAGAAACCUACCUCAAACACUUUAGCCUCAUUGUGGAAGCCAUUUACAUUUUACUAGGUGAAGGAAUCACAAAUGAAGAUAUUGAAAGAGCAGAUCACCUGUUGAAUGUCUUCGUGAAAACUGUAGAUACACUAUAUGACAGCAGUGUUCUUGGGCUGAACAUUCACAAUCUGCUGCACCUGUGUGAUUGUGUGCGAAAAUGGGGACCUUUGUGGGCUUGGUCCUGUUUUUCCUUUGAGUCAUUCAAUGGAGAGAUCAAGAAAACCAUCCAUGGAACAGGCAGCGUCUGCAAACAAGUGUUUUGGGCUCUUCAAUCUCAAAAAAGAGUGGAGAACAUUUCUACUUUGCCAGUGUCAGACAAAGUCAAGACAUUUGUAGAGGACUUGCACCAUGGAAAGUCUGUAACAGACAAUGCCCUGUCUGCUGUCCAGUGCUCUGUUAACAAAGCAUCAGCAUUGCCAGAUAACUUUCAGUUCCCAGAUAAAGUAAAGUUGAAACUUCACAACAUUGUCAAAAGUGAUAGCCCAUCCAUGUUCUUGAGGACCAAUAAAAUAUUCCGUGGUGGAUUGUCUGUGUACAGUAAACUUUGCUCAAAAGUCAGAAAAAGAAAUUCAUAUACCUGGGCAGUUACAUCUACAGCAGAUGACUUAGAAGAUGGAAGCAUUCUCGAAAUAGAGUAUUUUCUUGUACAUAAGCGUACCAUGCAAGUAUUCGCAGUAGGGAAAAAACUGAAAACAGUCGGUGGUGUUUUACCUGGAAAUGCUCCUCACAUUCAAAGAGUACAGUACUCAAGCAAUGAAGUCACUUUAAUGCCAGUAUCAACUCUACAAGAUGUGAUCAUCAGCUUUGAGUUAAACGGACUAAAAUAUGCAUCAAGAUUUCCAAACUCAGUGGAAAGCGACUGAUUGAACACCCUGUAUCUGAGAAUGACAUAAAUAUUCAGUUGACUUUUUGUGAAAAUCUUUGGUCUCAAUGCAUCAGAUAUAUUUUUUCAAUUCCUCCUUAACUCAUUUAGCCAAGAAUAUUCAAUUGCAUGGAUACUUUUAUUACUGUGUAGCUAAAAUUACAAAAUAAAUGGGUCAAUGUACAUUAAUUACAGGGCGGAAUAAGUUAAGGAAUAGU